Molecule: messenger RNA, 1095 nt
Organism: Ictalurus punctatus (channel catfish)
Lineage: Eukaryota; Metazoa; Chordata; Actinopteri; Siluriformes; Ictaluridae
Gene: cacybp
Product: calcyclin binding protein
Biological process (GO): heart development
Cellular component (GO): nucleus
Molecular function (GO): S100 protein binding; tubulin binding; ubiquitin protein ligase binding
Source: RefSeq, marked provisional
GUGCGGAAUCUUUCUAGAAAAGCGCUUACGGUGUGGAGGCUGAUGCAUGUGAAACUGCUUGUUGUAGUUUGAAUAUUUGCACCUUAUUUGUGUUUGUCCAAUAAAAUACAUUAAAGGAAAUACUUGUUUUAAAGCAGACUCAGUCAUGGACCUUAGCGAACAGAUCACAGGACUUGAGAGCGACUUGAAAGAAGUGACACGGCUCCUGGAGAUGUGUGAAAGGCAGCGUGUGCAGGAUCUCCUCUCACAGGAGCAGAAGAAGAUCAAGAAAGAACUGGCUCAGAAGCAGCAACAAAGGGAAAAUCAAGCAAAAAGAGAUUCUGAAGACAAAGCAGACACGACAGUCAAGGGAUACAUGGUCAAAAUAAACAAUUAUGGUUGGGACCAGUCUGAAAAAUUUGUAAAAGUCUACAUCACGUUAAAAGGAGUGCAUAAAAUCCCCGCUGACAAUGUUCAGGUCAGCUUUACGGACAGGUCUUUCAAUGUACUUGUUAAAGAUUUGGAGGGAAAAAACUAUCAAAUGACGGUCAACAACCUCUUGUGCCCCAUUGUAGUUGAGGAGAGCAGUAGAAAGGUGAAAACAGACAUGGUACUCGUCAUGUGCAAAAAGAAGACAACAAAGAAAUGGGAGUGGUUUACACAGGUGGAGAAACAAUCCAAGGAGAAAGACAAGCCCAGCUAUGAUGAGAAUGCAGAUCCUGGAGAGGGGCUGAUGAAUAUGCUGAAGAAGAUCUACUCCGAGGGUGAUGACGAAAUGAAGCGCACUAUCAACAAGGCCUGGGCAGAGUCACAGGAGAAGAAAGCCAAAGGAGAUGAAUUUGACUUCUGAGUCUUGCAUUGAACUACAAUUCCUUAUCUACAUGCCAUUCCUGCAUAAUUGCCUUUUUAUUGAUCACUCUUGUUGGCUGUCAUUAUGGCUGAAAAUACUUAUUAGGACACAAGUUUAGAAAUUUGUUUGUCUGUUUGUUCUACAGUUGUUAUUCCACCAAGAUUGACAGAAGACAUCUGUUUGUAAAACCUAACAUGCUGCACACUUGAUGAAUGUUUUCAAGAUUGCAUACAUUGAUAAUGGGAAAUAAAAUGUCUACAAAAUUC